This is a messenger RNA of Symsagittifera roscoffensis, 4510 nucleotides long. Its product is annotated as unconventional myosin-VI-like. The transcript is spliced from 23 exons. Gene Ontology annotation, biological process: vesicle transport along actin filament; endocytosis; actin filament organization. Gene Ontology annotation, molecular function: actin filament binding; ATP binding; microfilament motor activity. The record is from RefSeq and is a predicted model, not a curated record. Lineage: Eukaryota; Metazoa; Xenacoelomorpha; Acoela; Convolutidae. Bases 20 to 3940 code for a protein of 1306 amino acids. Gene Ontology annotation, cellular component: cytoplasm; endocytic vesicle; myosin complex.
CUUAUUAAAUAGCUUGUAAAUGGAUGGUGGAAAGAAAAUUUGGGCACCACAUCCAACUGAUGGGUUCAUUCUUGGAACGAUCGCAGAUAUCAGUGAAACCGAAAUUACCGUUGAGCCAUUAAGCAGAGACAAGGUCAUUAAAACCAGUUACAGCAAUGUUUUCCCUGCAGAAGAUGACUCCGAAAGACGGUUGGAUGACAACAGUGCUUUGAUGUAUCUCAAUGAGGCUACCCUCCUGAACAACACCAAAAAUCAUUACAAACACGAUCAGAUAUACACCUAUGUGGCGAAUAUUCUGAUUGCUGUUAAUCCGUACCACGACAUAAAGAAUCUCUACAGCUCGGAAACAAUCAAGAAAUACAAGGGCAAAUCACUGGGAACUAUGCCACCACACGUGUUUGCAAUUGGUGACCUUGCCCUUCGUGAGAUGAAGAAAACACGAAGUUCCCAGUCUAUCAUUGUAUCUGGGGAGUCGGGUGCAGGAAAAACAGAAACGACUAAGUAUAUGCUGAGGUACUUAACAGAGAGUGCGCAUACAGGAAUAGCAUCUCCUAACAUGACUAGCAUUGAGCAGCGAAUUGUAGAAGCAAAUCCACUCCUGGAGAGUUUCGGAAAUGCCAAGACCACUCGUAACAACAACUCCUCCCGGUUCGGAAAGUUCGUCGAAGUGCACUACAACGAAAGGUUCCAAGUGGUGGGUGGCCAUGUGUCUCACUAUCUGCUGGAGAAGAGUAGAAUUACUGCCACCCAAAGUGCGAACGAGAGGAGCUACCACGUGUUUUACAGACUCUGUGCUGGGGCUCCUGAUGAUCUCCGGAAGAAGCUCUCUUUGUCUGCGCCUGACCAGUUCCGCUAUUUGAAGCAUGGCUGUACCAGCUAUUUCAUAAACAGCAGCUCCACAUUGUCUUCCCUGGACAAAAACGCCAAAAGCCAACAGUUCUUGAAGCAGGGAUCUCUAAAGGAUCCCCUGAUGGACGACGUGAAUGACUUCAACCGGAUGCAGACUGCAAUGAAGCAGGUGGGAUUGAGUGAGCAGGAGAUAGGAGACAUCUUCCGAGUGGUGGCAGGGGUGCUCCAUCUGGGAAAUAUAGAGUUUGACCAGUCCAGCGGAUCCGAAGACGGUAGUAAAAUAAGUGCCAAUUCGAGUACGGCUGUGAAAAACACCUGUACUCUGUUGGGGUUCGAAUCCUCCGAGCUGUCUAGGUGUCUCACCUCGAAGAUGAUGCAGAGCGGCAAGGCCAAGGGAACUGUAUACAUGGUACCACUGAAAGUGAAGGCAGCAGUCAAUGGUCGAGACGCACUGGCGAAAGCAAUCUACUCUCGGCUAUUUGACUUCAUCGUGAGCCGAGUCAACGAGUGCUUUCCCUUUUCGAAGUCGGAACACUUUAUAGGCGUCCUGGACAUAGCUGGAUUCGAAUAUUUCCAGGAAAAUAGCUUCGAGCAGUUUUGCAUUAACUACUGUAACGAGAAACUUCAACAAUUUUUCAACCUGAGAACUCUCAAACAGGAACAAGAGCUGUACCAACGCGAGGGUCUAGGAGUGAAUGCGAUCGAAUUCACAGAUAACCAGGACUGUAUAGAUUUAGUAGAGGUUAAAUCUCUGGGAAUUAUUGACAUAAUGAAUGAGGAAAUGAAACUGCCGAAGCCUAAUUCUGAACAUUUUACGACUCAAGUUCACUCGAAGCAUAAAGAUAACUUCAGACUGCAAACGCCGAGAAAGUCAAGACUAGCUCUGUACAAGACGUGGAAGGACGAGGAGGGUUUCUUGAUUAGACACUUUGCUGGUGCCGUGUGUUAUACUACGGACCAGUUUCUGGAGAAGAACAACGACGCUCUUCACGCUAGUCUAGAGGCGGUGGUGUGUGAGAGCAACAAUGACUUUGUACAGAAACUGUUCGAGGAAGAAGUGAAAGGAGGAUCUAGCUCAGGCGGAAAACUCAACUUCAUCUCCGUCUCCAGCAAGUUUAGAUCUCAGUUGGAAGUGCUGAUGAAGAAAUUGGAGCCUACUGGAGCCCACUUUGUGAGAUGCAUCAAGCCCAACUCCAAGAUGAUUCAGGGAUCCUUCGAAGGAGCAUCUGUACUCUCUCAGCUACAGUGCUCAGGAGUGGUGUCGGCUCUCAAAGUUAUGGAGAGUGGUUACCCUUGUCGAGUUCCUUUCGUUGAGCUCUACGCCCUCUACAAGAACAAUCUCCCGCCCAAGAUUGCCAGACUGGACCCCAGACUGUUCUGCAAGGCACUCUUCAAGGCAGUCGGCAUGAACAACAAUGACUUCCGCUUUGGAUCCAGCAAGAUAUUCUUCAGGCCAGGAAAGUUUGCGGAGUUUGACUCUGUGAUGCGCACUGAUGACAAGGAACACUUGCUGAGUCUGAUUGAGAAAGUGGCCAAGUGGCUCAUCUGUGCCAGGUGGAAGAAGGCCAUCUAUGGCGCAUGGGAAGUCAUCAAGUUGCGAAACAAGAUUCAAUACCGCUUGGCAGCUAGACUCAAAAUCCAGAAGACAGUGCGCAUGUUCCUAGCCAUUCGCAAGUUCAGACCCAUGUACAGAGGCCUAGCCAAGGUGGCAACGAUCAAAACGUCCAUAGAAAACUGCAGGGCCAUAGUUGGAUCCAUGAAGGGGUCUGCCAAUAAGGAUGCUUUUAAUAAGGAGAUUGAUGCGUUGUAUAGUCAGAUGAAUGAUCUACAAGGGAAGAUAAAAAGUGGAAAGAUGAGCAAGUUUGAACAGAUAGAUGCUGCAUACAGAACACUAGUCAAUGCAGUUGAGAAGACGGCUAGUGGUCUGCAGCUGAAGCGUAAGGAGAUGGAGGAGGCGGAGAAGGAGAGACUGAGACAGGUGGCACUGCAGAUGGAGGAGCAGAAGAGGAGGAGGGAGCGGGAGGAGCAGGAGAGGGCCAGACAGGAACAGGAGAAGAAGGAGCGUGCUGAGAUGGAAGCGAAACGGAAAGCGGAGGAGGAAGCGGAAAAGAAGAAGGAAGAAGAAGAGGAGAGACUGCGCAAACAGCACGAGCAGCAGCUCAAAAUACAGGAGCAGAAGGAGAAAGAGGAGGAACAGAAACGAUCCACGCUGCUAGAGCAGGAGAGGAGGGACCGGGAGCUGGCGGUGAGGCUGGCGCAGGAGAUGCAGCAGGAACAGGGGGGUGGUGCAACUCUACAGGAGAAGCAGCUGGCUGUUGUGGUGGAGGAUAGUCCAUCUACUACGCCAGUGAGACCACCGCUGCAGAGUCAACUAGAAGCAAUGCGAGGAACAGGCGAAAUGAGUAGGCGAUUUGAAUCGGCCUUCAAAAAGUAUGACUUGAGCAGCUACACGUACGCGGAGCUUCGAGAUACUAUCAACACCUCAUGUGACAUAGAACUGCUUGAGUCGUGCAGGGAAGAGUUUCACCGGAGGUUAAAAGUGUAUCACAACUGGAAAGCAAAUCAGGCUCGUAAAACGCAGUCUGCUGCUGCUUCGAACACACCUGCUCAGAAUGGAUCCCAAACGUCUGAUCAAGACGAACAACGAGCUCCCAAAGAUGUGGUAGACCAUGUAAAGCAACAGCAAAGUUCGAGUGCUUUGGUAAAUGCAGCACCUGGCAAGAAAGAUCAAAGUCCAAAUGGCAAAACUGCAAAGGUUCAGAGGUUUUUUAGAGUGCCAUUCAUCAGACCCUGCGAUGUCGGCAAGGAUCCCCAGUUUCGACAAAAGGGAUGGUGGUUUGCACACUUUGAUGGUGACUGGGUUGCCAGGCAGUUGGAACUUCACCCGAACAAACCUCCGAUUCUUCUGGUGGCGGGUAAAGACGAUAUGCGAAUGUGCGAGUUGCAAUUAGCCGAGACAGGGUUGACUACUAAGAAAGGAGCUGAAGUUCUGAGUAAGGAUUUCGAGGAUGUCUGGGCAUAUUACGGAGGACCCGGUUAUGUCAAAGAGGCUAUCAAACAAGGUCAAGUUAGGGCAGAUUUCUUCAAAUAGUGGUAUAAAUUGACAGAUGGAAACAGUUGUAGGUUCAAGUUACUGUAUUGGUUACAACAAACAAAACUUACUGCACAUUUAUUUAUAAAUUAGGGCUUAAUGAACUAGUCUAUAUUGUCAUUGACAAUUGGCAAAUUACAUGAAGCGAUCCGAAUAGUGCUUCAUCAUUUCGAUUGGCGAAAUUGCAAAUUGCGCAAAACAUUGAAAUCUUAUUUCUCGCUGCAUUACAGGUGUUUUUUUCUUCUAUAUUUUCUGAAACUGCAGUGCCAAACAAAAUUAUUAUGCUUAACUUUUGUUCAAGUGCUUUUCCGUUCAGUUUUACAAAUUUGUGUAUUCCAAAUUAUGCGAAGUUACUCAAAUCAGCGGCGGAUCAAGACCUUUUUUUAGGUUGACUAAAUUGAUUUUCCGAGCUCUCCCAAAGCUAUAAAAACACCCGUUUCGGCCAAAUUUUCUGCAUCUCAGGCAAAAUUAUGGGGAAGAAAACAGGCCAAAAAAGGCGUUUUUAGGCGCUUUUUGGUAAGUUAUGACAAAAAAAAUUGCUUAUCCCCCUCAAAUGCGCGCGCUCCCCCU